UCUAAUUGACACGUUUAAAUAAUCUUUAAUUUUCCAAUAACAUUUGAUUAAAUUAUGGAUUAUGAAAUCGUCCUUGUUUUAGCCACAAUUCUGUUAAAUACAAAUAGUAUAGGUGGAGUCGGUGUAUGUAAUUGGCCGGCGCUCCUGCAGGACAGUAUAUGGGUUGACAGCGAUAAGGGAUCCCUGGACUUUAACACAAAGACUAUGACGGGCCUCACUUAUGUGGCGAUGGGCACCAUCACUAUCGACUCCUGGCGCUGCUACUUUUACAACGACGUUGACACGUUGAUAAUGAAAGCAGACACACUGGUGACGAUCUUCAGCACGUUCUAUCAACCCUUCCAGUGUUGGAAGAUGACCCAGAUAACCGAAAACUCGUACUAUUACUAUAUACAAUCAGAAAAACAAAUUCGUAUAAAUAUGGAGCGAAUUACUCUACGGGACAAUGAAACCAUCACUGACAUGACGGAUGCUAACGUAAUUAGCCGACUGUGUAGUGACGUGGCCUCAGUCAAUGAAUACCAUCUUCUGGUGAAAGACAACCAGGAGGCCAACGCAGCAGUGGCGUGUCCGUCAGUGUUCCAGGACGACUUCCACUACAGUGUGAAUGGGACAUGUGGCCAGGGGAUCGAACAAUGGGAAUCUUGCCAGGAUACCACCAGGAUGACCUUCAACUACACCCUCUGUGACACACAGAUAGCUUAUUCUAGCGGAGGAAGCGUCGUGUGCUUGGUGUCCAUUGAUUCUAACGGCGUUGUCCUAACUACAGUCUGGAAUGAAGAUGCUGGAACCACGCAGUACCAGUUCACAUGCUUUAUGGCAGUGCAAAACUCGAUGGGUCAGUUAGAAGUAUCACAGUCUCCAAACAGUUGCACGGAGAAUCAGACCACUGUUGACAUUCCAAAGCAUGAGGAUGGUACUAUAGGAGUAAUCAUGGUUCUCACCCCAUAUCCUACCUCUGUGUGUGGUAUGUAAUAUCAAUGAUUCUCAAUACAUGUCAAAUAACAUGUUUUUUUGUAUUGCAAUGACUUGAAUCAUUCAAACGCGAAAUAAAUUACAAUUUAUAAAAUUGAGUG
Mya arenaria is the source of this 1076-nucleotide messenger RNA. RefSeq lists its product as uncharacterized. The transcript is spliced from 8 exons. Lineage: Eukaryota; Metazoa; Mollusca; Bivalvia; Myida; Myidae. The record is from RefSeq and is a predicted model, not a curated record. The coding region runs from base 55 to 975 and encodes 306 amino acids.